Homalodisca vitripennis (glassy-winged sharpshooter) is the source of this 1317-nucleotide messenger RNA. Its product is annotated as E3 ubiquitin-protein ligase siah-1-like. Gene Ontology annotation, cellular component: cytoplasm. The transcript is spliced from 2 exons. Gene Ontology annotation, molecular function: ubiquitin conjugating enzyme binding; ubiquitin protein ligase activity; zinc ion binding. Lineage: Eukaryota; Metazoa; Arthropoda; Insecta; Hemiptera; Cicadellidae. The record is from RefSeq and is a predicted model, not a curated record. Gene Ontology annotation, biological process: proteasome-mediated ubiquitin-dependent protein catabolic process; multicellular organism development. Bases 98 to 1060 code for a protein of 320 amino acids.
CUCAUACAACAGCUGAUGAGUUUGGACUCCUGUUAAGGCAAGAUUGAAGAGAUAAGAUUCGGGCUUCAUAUUCCUUACAAGAGUGAAUACCACAGCCAUGGAGAACUUGGAACGUAAUAAUAUUAAAGGUUUCACUGUGGGGCAAGAUAAUCAAAUGGAUAAACUAAAGCGGGAGUUGCAUAUAGCUGCGAUGCGGAUCCAAGAGCUUACUCAGUGUCCUGUGUGUUUAGGGACACUAGACUCGUUCCACGUGAUGUGCAAGAAUGGUCACGCUACGUGCAGCUCGUGCAAAAAGAAGCUUCGACAGACAGAAUGCCCUUUGUGUAGGAGUAAAUUCGUUGUUUCUAUGAACUCAACACUAAACCAGGUGAUGGAGUGCGUUCCAAAACCCUGUGCAUUUGCAGAUAAGGGAUGUACCGCCAUCAUCAUGAUAUCCAAGGACCAUGAAAAUAUCUGUGAAUUCAGAUCAAUAAGUUGCAGAAUAAAUCCCUGCUCUUGGAAAGGAUCUUUGCAAGAAUUAGUUGAUCAUGUCCAAUCGAAACAUAUUUCUGGUUACAUCGAGAUUCCUGAGAACACAUGUGAAUCCGACUGUACCUUGAGGAUUCUGAACACACUUAUACCCUUCAGCUACGGACAGUAUUCCCUGUGCAGUUUCAGAGGCAACCUUUUUUGGAAAUAUGCCUUCAGAAACAAUGCGACCAAAGAAAUAGCUCACAAGUUCUACUAUAUAUUGACAGGAAAACCGAUACCGAAGUACUAUUUUGUUGUGACUUUUAAAAAUGGAUUUCUUGAGUUUACAACGACCUGCAAGGGUUCCACUGAUCCGCCAGAUGAGGGACUUGGAGUCGGUUUAAACAACAGUGGUUUUUAUAUUCCGGACUCUGAACUGUACAGGUUUUUGUGCCCUAAUACGUCUGACCAUUAUGGAUACAAAUUAAGAAUUGUAGAUGUGGGUCUUGAUGAUGAAGAAAUCGAAAACCUAAAACCAAUGAAAAAGAAACGCCUGAUGUCUGUUGGUACGAUUAAGAAAGCUAUUGAAUUGCUUCAAGACAUUUCAUGAUGUGGUGGCCAGAUUUUAACAUAGGAUUUACUAUGUUAUGUGAUGGGAAUUAAUAUCUAAUUAUUUCUAGGCCAUUCACUUAAUUUAACUUUUGUAGUAGCAAUUUUAAUGAAAAAAUUAUACAUAGCUUUAAAUGUUGUAUAAUUUAAAUAGAUCAAACUCUGUGUUGAAACAAUGGCCAAGAAUUUUGUGUUUGUAUGUUAAAUUCACCAAAGCACAGAUUUCCCAUUAGUGCAAAUAAAGAUUUACAAACUGUA